UCUACAAUUGAAUUGUAUUUCUAUAAAUCCUUUCACAAUCAAAAUUGAAAUUCUUUUCUUUGUAAAAAAAGUUGUUGACUUUGGUUUUACAGAAAUAAAAACAGGAAAAAAAAAAACUGAGCUUUGAAAUUUCAAUACACAGAGAGAAAAGGGAAUGGAGGGAGCAGCAGCAGGAGCUCAGUACAACCCACGAACAGUUGAAGAGGUUUUCAAGGAUUUCAAAGGCCGCAGAAGUGGCUUAAUUAAAGCCCUUACUACUGAUGUUGAAGUGUUCCAUUGGCAAUGUGACCCGGAGAAGGAAAAUCUGUGCUUGUAUGGCUUUCCCAAUGAGCAAUGGGAAGUCAGUUUACCUGCUGAAGAAGUGCCUCCAGAACUUCCUGAGCCUGCACUUGGUAUUAACUUUGCAAGAGAUGGCAUGCAAGAAAAGGACUGGUUAUCCUUAGUAGCUGUCCAUAGUGAUGCAUGGCUGCUUUCUGUGGCCUUCUAUUUUGGUGCCAGAUUUACAUUUGAUAAAGCUGACAGGAAGCGACUUUUUGAUAUGAUAAAUGAUGUUCCGACAAUAUAUGAAGUUGUGACUGGUGGUGAAAAGAAACAAGUGAAGGAGAAGUCAUCUGUCACCAAUCACAGUAGCAACAAAUCCAAGUCAAACUCCAAAGUGGUAAAAAAGCGAGAAUCUCAGGGAAAGUUUUCAGAAGCAUCACAGCCAAAGGAUGAAGAUGAGGUCUUGGAUGAGGAAGAUACUGACGAGCAUGGGGAGACAUUAUGUGGUGCAUGCGGUGAGAACUAUGCAGCUGAUGAAUUCUGGAUUUGCUGCGACAUCUGCGAGAGGUGGUUCCAUGGCAAGUGUGUGAAGAUCACCCCUGCUAGAGCUGAGCAUAUUAAGCAGUACAAGUGCCCAUCCUGCAGUAACAAGAGAGCUCGCCCUUGAUAUAUGGGUGAGGACACUGGUUUUGCCUUUGCAGUCUCUGUUGCUGGAGUCAGCUAAUUGGCUUCUUAACCAGUAUGUUUCUUGGAUCUAUUUUAUGUGCAGUGUGUUAGCGGCUUAGCGCGGGUAGUACGUGUUUCUAUAUGAAAUUUAACUUUCAUUGUAGAAAUCGUUUAAUGUUCUCGUGCUUUGAUGUAAGUGCAUCAUAGAAAUUGUUACGUGUGAAUAUCUCAAAUCAGUGAAAAUCCCAAAACACAAAGAGAAGUUACAUUGGAA
Hevea brasiliensis (rubber tree) is the source of this 1201-nucleotide messenger RNA. RefSeq names its product PHD finger protein ALFIN-LIKE 3. Gene Ontology annotation, biological process: regulation of DNA-templated transcription. Lineage: Eukaryota; Viridiplantae; Streptophyta; Magnoliopsida; Malpighiales; Euphorbiaceae. The transcript has 5 exons. The record is from RefSeq and is a predicted model, not a curated record. Bases 155 to 928 code for a protein of 257 amino acids. Gene Ontology annotation, molecular function: transcription cis-regulatory region binding; transcription coregulator activity; histone binding. Gene Ontology annotation, cellular component: nucleus.